Molecule: messenger RNA, 657 nt
Organism: Acanthisitta chloris (rifleman)
Lineage: Eukaryota; Metazoa; Chordata; Aves; Passeriformes; Acanthisittidae
Product: laminin subunit beta-1-like
Exons: 5
Biological process (GO): substrate adhesion-dependent cell spreading; basement membrane assembly; cell migration
Cellular component (GO): laminin trimer
Molecular function (GO): extracellular matrix structural constituent; integrin binding
Source: RefSeq, a predicted model, not a curated record
GACUCAGAGAAAUGCUUCACCUGUGACUCACGGGACCCAUCCCUGCCUGAGAGCCACCGCAUUGAGGACGUCAUCUACCUGAGUGGCCCCCACGACCAGCGGACCUGGUGGCAGUCAGAGAAUGGCGUGGAGCAUGUCAGCAUCCGCCUGGACCUGGAGGGCGAGUUCCACUUCACCCACCUCAUCAUGAAGUUUAAGACCUUCCGCCCCGCGGCCAUGCUGGUGGAGCGCUCAGCCGACUUCGGACGCACCUGGAAGGUUUACCGCUACUUCGCCUACAACUGCUCCAAGCUCUUCCCUGGCAUCCCCAGCCAGCCCUCAGGGCUGAUGGAUGAGGUGCUCUGUGACCAGCGCUACUCUGAGAUCGAGCCCUCCAGCCAUGGGGAGGUCAUCUUCAAGGUGCUGGACCCCUCCAUCCCCGUGGCAGAUCCCUACAGCUCGGACAUUCAGGACCUGCUGCGCAUCACCAACCUGCGAGUGAACCUCACCAAGCUGCACACGCUGGGAGACAACCUGCUGGACUCGCGGCGGGAGGUGCUGCAGAAGUACUACUAUGCUGUGGAUGAGCUGGUGCUGCGUGGGAGCUGCUUCUGCCACGGCCACGCUGCCCACUGUGCCCCGGCACCCGGCGCCCCAACACCCUCCGUCCCUGGCAUG